Messenger RNA from Paralichthys olivaceus (Japanese flounder), 1050 nucleotides. It is a transcript of the gene prxl2b, whose product is annotated as peroxiredoxin like 2B. Gene Ontology annotation, molecular function: prostaglandin F synthase activity. Gene Ontology annotation, biological process: prostaglandin biosynthetic process. NCBI's taxonomy places the organism in Eukaryota, Metazoa, Chordata, Actinopteri, Pleuronectiformes, Paralichthyidae. The record is from RefSeq and is a predicted model, not a curated record.
GGAGUUAAGUGGGCGUGUACGGAUGCAGUUUUGCAACAGUUUCGCAAUGGGCGUUUCACAGACACAUGUACGAUCAUAACACUGAACCUUCAUCCUCCUACACGCUCCUCUUCACAGAACAUGGCGAAGGUGGACCUGGCUCGGGUUGGAAAGAACCUGCUGAAGAGCUGCGACACAGGGGAGAGUGUGGAGCUCCAGUCUCUGUGGCAGGACCAGCCCGUGGUCUUGUUUUUCCUGCGCAGGUUUGGUUGUCAGGUGUGUCGCUGGAUGGCAUCAGAGAUCAGCAAACUGGAGCCGGACCUGAGAGCCAGCGGUGCUGCGCUGGUCGGAGUCGGACCUGAGGAGUUUGGGCUGAAGGAGUUCAAGGAAAAAGGAUUUUUUAAAGGAUCCAUUUACGUGGAUGAACAAAAGAAAACCUACAAGGAUUUGGGCUUUAAAAGGUACACAGGCUUAAGUGUUGUUCCUGCUGCUUUGGGGAAGAAAGUACGAGAUGCAGCUGCAAAGGCCAGUGCAGAAGGAAUCCAGGGAAACUUCUCAGGAGAUCUGCUGCAGAGCGGAGGCCUGCUCAUCGUGGCCAAAGGUGGAGAGAAGGUCCUGUUGCACUUCAUCCAGGAUUCACCUGGAGACCACGUUGCUCUGGAGGACGUCUCUAAGGCCUUGGGUAUCACAGCCAAAGUAACGGCAGGACAGAAGCCAGUGUGUAAUGAUGAUGUUUGUUCACGAUGAUGACGGCGCCUCAUGGUACCUGAUCAACACAACUCAAAUGGAGAUUUGAAGAAGUGGAAUGUCAUUGAGUUUUUAAUUGUGUGUAAUUUCACCUAUUUAAUUUAUAAUGAUUUUUUGCAAUAAAUGUUUUGUAUCAUUUUUAACUUACUUUACACUUACAGAUUGAUUGGUGUGGUUAUCUUUUAAAUUGAAGUUUUAUUAUCAUUUAUAACACUCAUGUUUCAAAAUGAAAUUAUUAUGUUCAUAUCAAACUGUAAUUAAACUUAAAAUUCUAAACAUUUUAAGUCUUUUUUUUGAGAAACAAUUGCAUGAUUGUAACCUGAC